Molecule: messenger RNA, 623 nt
Organism: Cajanus cajan (pigeon pea)
Lineage: Eukaryota; Viridiplantae; Streptophyta; Magnoliopsida; Fabales; Fabaceae
Source: RefSeq, a predicted model, not a curated record
AAUUGGAAAAAAAAAAGCCCAACUAUGUUUUUUUUUUUUUUCCCCCAAAUUUGAUUACAUCCUCAACUCAAAGCGUGUACGAAGUCACUUCAAUGGCAGGUAUGGAACCCAAGCCUAAAGACUCGGUUUCAGAAAAAGAUGUGAAAUCUCCAAACAUUUUUGAGCGAGCUAAGGAGGAGAUUGAGGCAGUGUUUCAUCACGACAAAUCGCCUCACCAUCACAAAGAAACUCAUGGAAGAAAUGAUGACAUUGAUGAGGAAACUUCAACUAAUGAAGUCAAAGCGCCUAAUAUGUUUGAACGGGUGAAGGAGGAGUUUGAAGCUGUUGUUGAGGCCAUUCAUCCGAAGAAAGAAUCUACCACUCGUGUCUUGUCACCAAAAAGUGAUGCCUAGGAUGUGUUAAUUUUCUAAAAUAGGAGUUUGAAGACUUGUGGUGUUAACCAUCAAACUACCAUGUUUGCUUUGUCCAUUGAACUUUCUUUUGUUGUUUCAAUUAUAUAUAAAUAGUAAAUUCUUCUUCUUCUUUACAAUUGCUUAUUUGAAUGCUGAGUCCUUCUUUUCAGAAAAAGAAAUUAUCCCUGGACCGAUACAUUAUCAAUGUGAAAGUUUUAUAGUAGACACUUA